AGCGAGUGACGGUCGGGGCGGCGGCCGAGAGGGCCGGGCCGGGGCGGGGCGGCAGCCCAGCGAGGCGGCGCGCGGGCGGCCUUGUCCCGCCCCCGGCCCGCCCCGGUGACCUUCACGGGCUGGGCUGGGCGGCGGCGUUGGCGGCGGCGGCGGCGCGAUGUUCGUGCAGGAGGAGAAGAUCUUCGCGGGCAAAGUGCUGCGGCUGCACAUCUGCGCGGCCGACGGCUCCGAGUGGCUGGAGGAGGCGGCGGAGGACACGUCGGUGGAGAAGCUCAAGGAGCGCUGCCUCAAGCACUGUGCACCGGGGAGCUUAGAAGACCCCAAAAGUGUGACCCAUCACAAGUUAAUCCAUGCUGCAUCAGAACGUGUGCUGAAUGACGACAAGACAGUCUUGGAGGAGAAUGUCCAGGACCAUGAUGUCCUGCUGCUGGUCCGGAGGCGUGUGCCCACCCCACUGCCCAAGAUGGCCGAGGUGUCUGCAGAGGAGAAGAAGCAGGAGCAGAAGGCCCCUGACAGGGACGCCAUCUUCCGGGCCACUGCCAACCUGCCAGCCUUCCACACAGAGCAGACAGCAUCGCAGAGCAGCAUGAGGGACUUCCAAACAGAACUCCGCAAGAUCCUGGUAUCACUCAUCGAGGUGGCACAGCGUCUGCUGGCAUUGAACCCCGACGCAGUGGAGCUGUUCAGAAAGGCGAACGCAAUGCUAGACGAGGAUGAAGAUGAGAGGGUGGAUGAGGCGGCCCUACGGCAGCUCACGGAGAUGGGCUUUCCUGAGACCAGGGCAGCCAAGGCGUUGCGGCUCAACCACAUGUCAGUGCCUCAGGCCAUGGAGUGGCUCAUCGAGCAUGCGGAGGACCCCACCAUUGAUGCCCCUCUCCCCGGCCGCACCGAGUCGCCCGCUGGGCCCCAGGCUCCUUCCACAUCCGAGGCAGCAUCUGCUGGGCCUGGGAGUGACGAGGAGGCCCGGGACGAGCUGACUGACAUCUUCAAGAGGAUCCGGCGGAAACGGGAGUUCCGGGCAGAUGGCCGGGCUGUCAUCUCCCUCAUGGAAAUGGGAUUCGAUGAGAAGGAGGUACUGGAUGCACUGCGCGUCAACAACAACCAGCAGAGCGCCGCUUGUGAGUGGCUGCUAGGUGACCGGAAGCCAUCUCCCGAGGAGCUGGACAAGGGUAUCGACCCCGACAGCCCCCUCUUUCAGGCCAUCCUGGACAACCCUGUGGUGCAACUCGGCCUCACCAACCCCAAAACUCUCCUCGCAUUCGAAGACAUGCUGGAGAACCCGCUAAGCAGCACGCAGUGGAUGAACGACCCUGAGACAGGCCCUGUCAUGCUGCAGAUCUCGCGCAUCUUCCAGACCCUCAAUCGCACCUAGGAUGGUUUGCCCACACUCACGGAGAAGCAGCUGCUCCUUGGUGGCCUCUGGGAGGGUCCCUCUGACAGCGGUGGUGAGCGUGAGCGGCCCACUAAUAAAAAACCCUUCCUAGC
Messenger RNA from Suncus etruscus (white-toothed pygmy shrew), 1485 nucleotides. It is a transcript of the gene UBAC1, whose product is annotated as UBA domain containing 1. Lineage: Eukaryota; Metazoa; Chordata; Mammalia; Eulipotyphla; Soricidae. Bases 158 to 1372 code for a protein of 404 amino acids. The record is from RefSeq and is a predicted model, not a curated record. The transcript is spliced from 10 exons. Gene Ontology annotation, molecular function: protein binding.